AUGAAUCAGUUUAUCAUCGUGUUCAGUAUGGGGAUUCCAGCCAUGGCACAGAACAUGUCUUACGGAGCCGAAAAUUUCUAUCGCAGCAAUAAUGUGACAGUCCAACCGAUCAGUUUCCCAACGCAGUACAGAACAACUGUCGCAGGAAAUCUCUUCUAUCUCAAGGACCAGAACAACAACACUGCGCCUGCUGUUGUCGUCGGCCAUCCUAUGGGGGCGGUUAAAGAACAGAGUGCCAACCUCUACGCGACGAAACUGGCUGAGCAGGGACUCACCACCGUCUCCAUUGAUCUCCCCUUUUGGGGUGCUAGCAUGGGUGAGCCGCGCAACGCGGUCUUGCCCGAUCUCUACGCAGAAGCAUUCAGCGCUGCAGUUGAUUAUCUGGGCAUCCAGAAUAUAACUUCCGUCGACCGCGAGCGGAUAGGAGGACUUGGUAUAUGUGGUAGUGGCGGCUUCCUGAUCAGUGCUGCAAAGCUGGACCCGCGCCUCAAGGCUAUAGCUACAGCAAGCAUGUACGAUAUGGGAACCCUCGCCCGCCAGGGGCUACAAAAUUCGCAAAGUGUCGACCAGCUUAAGGAAACAAUUGCCGAAGCCGCACAUCAGCGCUGGAGCGAAAUCGACGGCGGUGAAACGCAGUAUACCAGCGGGACCCUGAAUCACCUCACAGUGAAUGCCACUCCAGUCGAACGCGAGUUUUACGAGUACUACCGUACCAAGCGUGGAGAGUUUGUGCCUGUUGGAUCGACAUCAGAGCUCACCACUCACCCCACACUCUCGACCUUCACCAAGUUCGUCAAUUUCUAUCCGUUUAAUGGCAUCGAUACGAUCUCACCCCGGCCGAUGUUAUUUAUUGCCGGCGAUCAAGCACACUCUCGUUAUUUUAGCCAAGACGCUUAUUCGCGUGCUGCUGAGCCGAAGGAGUUUCUCUCGGUACCAGGUGCUGGCCACGUCGAUCUAUACGAUCGCACCGAACUUAUCCCGUUCCAACGACUCACUGAGUUCUUCCAAACGAAUCUUGCGUGA
This is a messenger RNA of Penicillium waksmanii, 1023 nucleotides long. RefSeq names its product alpha/beta hydrolase. Lineage: Eukaryota; Fungi; Ascomycota; Eurotiomycetes; Eurotiales; Aspergillaceae. The transcript has a single exon. The record is from RefSeq and is a predicted model, not a curated record. The coding region runs from base 1 to 1023 and encodes 340 amino acids.